Messenger RNA from Cylas formicarius (sweet potato weevil), 2069 nucleotides. It is a transcript of the gene Mccc2, whose product is annotated as probable methylcrotonoyl-CoA carboxylase beta chain, mitochondrial. The record is from RefSeq and is a predicted model, not a curated record. Gene Ontology annotation, cellular component: methylcrotonoyl-CoA carboxylase complex; mitochondrion. NCBI's taxonomy places the organism in Eukaryota, Metazoa, Arthropoda, Insecta, Coleoptera, Brentidae. Gene Ontology annotation, biological process: L-leucine catabolic process. Gene Ontology annotation, molecular function: methylcrotonoyl-CoA carboxylase activity. The transcript has 9 exons. Bases 253 to 1932 code for a protein of 559 amino acids.
CGUCAUCAUCUAAAAUUUUUCAACAGCUUAACUCAAAAAAACUAACCAAUACCAGGAAACGAAAAAAGUCAGCAAAUAAACUCAUAGUCAUGGCCGAUGAAACUUGUCAUUUUCUAGCGAUAACGCCUUAACUUUAGUUUAGAUUACGGUAAACAAUUCUCAUUUUACUGUGAUAAUUCACAAUUUAUAGUCGUUUUUCUCUCUGAUCUGUAAUUUAAGUGAACUCAUGAAUCUUUUCCAAGUCGAAAGAGGAUGAUAUUACAAUCGAUUUGCAAACAGAAAAUGUCUUACCAGAAAAACAUUGCAGUAAAAUGCAUAAACCUAAUGCCACAUCGUUCUUUAUCUAGUGAUAUUAUUGUAUCAAAAAUUGAUGUUGAAUCUAACAGGUUUCUGAAGAAUUAUGGACGAAUGUCUUCACUUGUAGAAACCUUAAAAAAUAAAACUAGAGAAGUUUUAGCAGUUUCAAAGGAGAAUAUUACAAAACAUGUAACAAAAGGCAAGAUACUACCCAGAGACAGAGUUAAUCUGUUGUUAGAUGCAAAUACUUCAUUCCUAGAACUUUCUAGUUUAGCUGCUAAUGGAAUGUAUGAUGGCAAGAUUAAAGCUGCUGGUAUUAUUACUGGCAUAGGAAAAGUACAAGGACAAGAUUGUGUGAUAAUAGCCAAUGAUUCAACUGUAAAAGGAGGUACAUAUUAUCCUAUCACUGUGAAAAAACACUUGCGAGCGCAGGAAAUCGCUGAAGAAAAUAAUUUACCAUGUAUAUAUUUAGUAGACAGUGGGGGUGCCAAUUUGCCACAUCAAUCAGAAGUUUUUCCUGACAAAAAUCAUUUUGGAAGAGUAUUUUUUAACCAAGCAAACAUGUCUUCAAAGGGAAUACCUCAGGUGGCAGUUGUAAUGGGAUCAUGCACUGCAGGAGGAGCUUAUGUGCCAGCUAUGUCUGACGAAUGUGUUAUUGUAAAGCAGCAAGGUACAAUAUUUCUGGCCGGACCACCUUUAGUAAAAGCUGCUACUGGUGAAGUGGUUUCUGCUGAAGAGUUAGGUGGUGCAGAUCUUCAUUGUUCAGUUUCGGGAGUUACCGAUCACUAUGCUGUAAAUGAUGAACACGCAAUACAACUGACAAAAGAUAUUAUAAAAAAUUUAAAUCGGCCAACAAAAAAUCCUUUUACUGAAGAAUUUCAAUUGCCACUGUAUAACUGCAAAGAUCUGUAUGGUAUUAUUGAUGAGGACAUUCAGAAACCUUAUGAUGUUAGGGAGGUUAUUGCGAGGAUAGUUGAUGGGUCUAAAUUUCAUGAAUUUAAAAAGAAAUACGGUGAAACAUUAGUGUGUGGAUUUUCUAAAUUAUAUGGAAAGUCCGUGGGAAUCCUUGGAAAUAAUGGGGUUCUGUUUUCUGAAAGUGCAUUGAAAGGGGCACAGUUCAUUGAGAUCUGUUCGCAAAGAAAAAUCCCUCUAAUAUUUUUGCAAAAUAUAACGGGAUUUAUGGUGGGCCGGCAUGCAGAAAGUGGGGGCAUAGCUAAAAAUGGGGCUAAAUUAGUGACAGCUGUUGCGUGUGCCAAAGUGCCGAAACUAACUGUUAUUAUUGGUGGAUCUUAUGGCGCCGGAAAUUAUGGUAUGAGUGGAAGAGCCUAUGCUCCAAGAUUCCUCUUCAUGUGGCCAAAUGCGCGGAUAGCUGUAAUGGGUGGUCCUCAAGCAGCGGGCGUAUUGUCUCAAGUCGCCAGUAAAAAUAAAAUCUGGACCGCGGAAGAGAAAGAACAUUUUGAAAACCCUAUUAUUGAAAAAUUUCAACAUGAAAGUUCACCCUACUUCAGCACAGCAAGAAUUUGGGAUGAUGGCAUAAUUGAUCCAAAAGAUACUAGGAAGGUUCUGGGUAUAAGUUUGGCAGCUUCAUUGAACAGUGAUAUAGAUGAUACCAAGUUUGGCGUAUUUAGAAUGUAGAUAGUUAUUAUCAUAUAUCAUUCGUUGUUCUAAAAUUAUUUUUACAACGUGGUUUACAAAUUAUGUUAUGGGAUAUUAAAAACCAAACUAUGUUCAACAGAUGCAAUACAUAAUUUUUAUUUAAAGAGUUUAGUUAC